Scleropages formosus (Asian bonytongue) is the source of this 2511-nucleotide messenger RNA. Its product is annotated as LIM and senescent cell antigen-like-containing domain protein 1. The transcript has 10 exons. Bases 283 to 1437 code for a protein of 384 amino acids. Gene Ontology annotation, biological process: cell-cell adhesion; cell-cell junction organization; positive regulation of integrin-mediated signaling pathway. Lineage: Eukaryota; Metazoa; Chordata; Actinopteri; Osteoglossiformes; Osteoglossidae. Gene Ontology annotation, cellular component: cell-cell junction; cytoplasm; focal adhesion. The record is from RefSeq and is a predicted model, not a curated record.
ACAGCGUAUUAAAGCAAGCUGUCUGAAUCUGUAGAGUCCACCUCAGUUGGUGAAGUGACCGCUCCGGGUUCUAUCCAGUGCUGUAGGGCUGACUGGGGACUUUUACUUUGAAGGAGCCCAUGCCGCUGUGUGGCCGAGAGAGAGAGAGAGCCUGGUCCAUAUCUGUACGCGGUAAGGUUGGGGAAGCCUCCCUCUGAGCCAGUCUGUGCGUGAGACCGUCGCCGCAGGACAGCUGGACUCCGUUCCUAGCAGAAGUUUGAGUCGUCGUGUUUUUCGCUGCCCAUGGAUCUUCAACGGCGCACGAUCCCUCCCUCAAUCCCUGAGAACGGGGAACCCCAGGUUGAAGCGAAUGGCUUGGAUCUCCUGGAUGGGGCCGAGGUGCCCGUCUCCAAGUCCCAGAGGAGGCGCAGCGACAUCAAGGUUUACAAGGAGUUCUGUGACUUCUACGCACGCUUCAACAUGGCAAAUGCCCUGGCAAAUGCCAUCUGCGAGCGCUGCAAGAGUGGCUUCGCGCCGGCGGAGAAGAUCGUCAACAGCAACGGGGAGUUGUACCACGAGCAGUGCUUUGUGUGUGCCCAGUGCUUCCAGCAGUUCCCCGAGGGACUCUUCUAUGAGUUUGAGGGACGAAAGUACUGUGAGCAUGAUUUCCAAAUGCUGUUUGCUCCUUGCUGUCAUCAGUGUGGGGAAUUCAUCAUUGGCCGCGUCAUCAAGGCCAUGAACAACAGCUGGCAUCCCGACUGCUUCUGCUGUGACAUCUGCCAGGCUGUGCUAGCUGACGUGGGCUUUGUUAAGAACGCGGGCAGACACCUGUGCCGUCCGUGCCACAACCGAGAGAAGGCACGCGGCCUUGGGAAGUACAUUUGCCAGAAGUGCCAUGCCAUUAUCGAUGAGCAGCCGCUCAUCUUCAAGAAUGACCCCUACCAUCCUGACCAUUUCAACUGCACCAACUGCGGAAAGGAGCUGACGGCAGAUGCCCGUGAGCUGAAGGGGGAGCUCUACUGCCUGCCCUGUCAUGACAAAAUGGGUGUGCCCAUCUGCGGGGCUUGUCGCCGGCCAAUCGAAGGGCGUGUGGUUAAUGCCAUGGGCAAGCAGUGGCACGUGGAGCAUUUUGUGUGUGCCAAGUGUGAGAAACCAUUCCUUGGACAUCGCCACUACGAGAGGAAGGGACUGGCUUAUUGCGAAACGCACUACAACCAGCUCUUUGGUGAUGUUUGCUACCACUGCAACCGUGUCAUCGAAGGAGAUGUGGUGUCUGCUCUGAACAAGGCCUGGUGUGUCAACUGCUUUGCAUGUUCCACCUGCAACACAAAGCUGACCCUCAAGAACAAGUUUGUGGAGUUUGACAUGAAACCAGUGUGCAAGAAGUGCUAUGAGAAGUUCCCGCUCGAGCUCAAGAAGAGGCUGAAGAAGUUGGCUGAGACAUUGGGACGCAAAUAAACAACCUGCCGGCCAGCUAUACUGCAUGCACCAAUCAUAUUUAACAGGGUGUUUCUGACCUGCCCAAACCCAGUUUCCAGACAUUGAUACUGUUACACUAUUCUGUUUACACCCCCCCGAACUGUAUUCAAAUUAGUUACCAACAUGCUGGCACUUCUGAGUUAUUUGUCAUCCUAUUACAUAACAUGGACUACUGAGUUGAAAUCUUGGGGGUGCAAUUAAGAAAAAAAGAUUUUUAAAUAGCAGUUAAAUUCAAUGUUAAGAUUGCCAGUUAUUAAAGUUAAAAAUAAUUUCAAUAUUGUACAUUGACCAGUCCUGUAUUUUCUUCCUGAAAGGUCAAUCUUAUGACUUUAAACCAACGAGCAAAGAGAGUUUUCACUUUUCAAUGUAACCUAUGAAUCAUGGAUGAAAUGAUGCCUCAAAUAACUUCUAUUCCAUGUAUACGUACCCUUAAACUACCAUAUUUUGUGCAUGUUUUAUAUGUUUAAACUUUUCCCCUUAUGCUUUUACAUCUAAUAUGCAAACUGAUCAUAAAUGGUGUAUGUUUUGUUUUUUGAACAUUUCAUCGAAAAAGUCUGAUUGCUGAAUAUAUUAAGUAUUAUAUUAAGUAUUAAGUUUUAUUUCACAUAAUGUCCUGUCAGAUGUCAUUACGGUUUUUUUGGCUUGGAUUCUUAAUCUGAAUUACAUUCUCUUUUGGGGAAUAGUCUAAAAAUGAAUGCAUAUCUGGUGCCUUUCAAACACUGAUAUUUAACUCAUGUAUUUACUUUGAAUUCAAGGUUUCUAUCUAUAUGGCCUAUUAUUGUUUAAUCAAAUCUAAUAUAGCAUAUAAAACACAUUUGUACACAUUCCACUGCCAAAUGUUAAGCAUGAAUUUAAGUUAAAAAAAAUUAAUCAUACUUGCAGAAUAAAUCAUACUUACUAUGCCAAUGCAAAGUGUUAAAUAUAUCCUGUUAUUUAACCUGAUGCAUGUUUGCAAGUUUUGUUCAUGACUACACAUUUUUAAUUCUGCACACAAUGAGCAUUAUUCACUAUUUUUGUCUACUGUUAUCUAUCUGUAUUGUUACAAUAAAUAAU